CCAACCCCUCCCCCCUCUGCUCCUGCAGGUGUUGUGCCUGAUCACGGCUCCGGUGACGAUGAUCCUGUCUUCGCAGCAGGACGCCUCCUUUGCCUUCGCCUCCCUGGCCAUCGUCUUCUCCGCCUACAUCACUCUGGUGGUGCUUUUUGUACCGAAGAUGCGGCGUCUCAUCACCCGCGGCGAAUGGCAGUCGGAGCAGCAGGACACUCUGAAGACCGGGUCGUCCACCAACAACAAUGACGAGGAGAAGUCCAGGCAGCUGGAGCGGGAGAACCGGGAGCUGCAGAAGAUCAUCCAGGAGGUGAAGACACUUCACUCCCUCAGGUCCACCCUGAAGCAGCUCAGGCAGCCAU
Molecule: messenger RNA, 353 nt
Organism: Cyprinodon variegatus (sheepshead minnow)
Lineage: Eukaryota; Metazoa; Chordata; Actinopteri; Cyprinodontiformes; Cyprinodontidae
Gene: gabbr1b
Product: gamma-aminobutyric acid (GABA) B receptor, 1
Exons: 2
Biological process (GO): gamma-aminobutyric acid signaling pathway; G protein-coupled receptor signaling pathway
Cellular component (GO): membrane; G protein-coupled receptor heterodimeric complex
Molecular function (GO): G protein-coupled GABA receptor activity
Source: RefSeq, a predicted model, not a curated record